AUGGCGCGACGAUUAUUCGUAUUUUGUGGUGUUGAUUUUUAUUUUCUGAAAACUACUGAAGAUUUUGUUUGGAUUUUUGCAAUUAAUUUUUUUCCUUUGAAAGUUCGACGUUUUAGUUGAGCUGCUGUGUAAAUAUGCCUCUCGUUCAAGAAGCUAAGCUGCUGUCAAGAUUUAUUGGUCAACGCACCAGAGGAUUGUAAGUAUAAAUUUUAAAUUAAUUUUAUUGCAUACUGUCAUCAUCUAAUAUUUUGUAUUUUAAAAUAAUUUGGCAUAUAAGGGCAGGUGCAACUGCAAAAGGACACGAAGUCCCAUACAAGGUAGACACCGAAAAAUACAAGGGAGUUCCAAUUUUUAUCCUAUUAAAGGGGAGUGCUGGACCAAUUAAUAGGGGGGGGGGCUGACUGGAAAGUUUUGAAAUUCUGCAGCCAAUAUUUCAAAAAUUUAAUAGUGAAUAUAUAAAAAGCAUCAAAAUUGCAUGCCCGAUAUCUCAGUUGGGGGAUGCCUACAUUAAACGACCUUAAAUGGAAUGACCCGUUUAUAAUGGUUGACCGGGCUAAGCCAAUGGCUGAGAUCUUUAGAAAAGUGAGAUUGAGGCAGUGAAUGUUUCGUCACACUUGUUACUGUUGAUGCAAUGGAAGUGCUGAUAAAAUAUUGCACCAGUUCCUUUCCUCAAGUUGAUCAAUUCAUUUGAUAGAAAAUUGAUCAACUUCCUGUUACUUUUAGAUGAGCCAAUUAGAUUUCGUUUCAGAAUCGAUUGACCAAUAGGAAACGCACAGGAGGUGAAACGAAAUUUGAAUUCGUAUGAAUUGAUCAACUUGAGGAAAUGAAUUCAUACAAUAUUUUAUCAACACUUCCAUUGCAUUGACAGUAAUGGAGGUCGACAGAUUGCAGCUAGAGAUAAAAGUACAGAGAUGCUGCCUUUUAGACCAACCAAAACUUCCUUGCAAUCUCCAUGACGUUUUCUCAUUUUUGCUUGUCAGCCUGUCUUGCUAACCAGGGCAUUCCACUGCCAUAAAAACACCCCUUUCAGAACGACCAUGUUUGACUUGACUUUAUUCAGAGUGAACUUAACUAGAAACUAACAUUGACAUAAACUUUUGCAGGGGUUCAACAGCAUUUGGUUGGGGUGGAGCAGCCGGGGCUGUGUUACUUUACCUUACUGAUUGGAAACUUGUUAUGCAGUAUGUGCCGUUUGUUAACAAGAAAUUUGAUCAUGAAAUACCAGCAUAAUUUGAUGAAGGUUUGUGAUUACAUUUUCAUUGAAAAAUAAUCUUCGUUACUGCCAUUGCAACCAUCUUUAAACUAUUUUGUACUUUGUAUUUAAUAUGACAUUUUCCAACUGUUGUUCACAUUGUUUUUCAUUUUCUUAGACUGUAACGAGGUUGAAAGAUUUUGGAAGAGAAGUACAACAAUAUGAAGACAGAGAUAGCGCUAUUUAA
Messenger RNA from Paramuricea clavata, 1439 nucleotides. The record is from the annotation of a GenBank genome assembly. NCBI's taxonomy places the organism in Eukaryota, Metazoa, Cnidaria, Anthozoa, Malacalcyonacea, Plexauridae.